AAGGCGUCCCUCGGGGAAGAGGGUGACGGGAGAGGACGGGGAGCGCAUGUGCAGAGCAGGCUUGUCGGUCGGCGUUGUUCUCUAUCUCAAUGGCGUUUCUCAGUCGUUUAACAUGACCGAUUACACCGAGGAGCAGCGCAAUGAGCUGGAGGCACUGGAGUCCAUUUACCCGGACUCGUUCACAGUGGUGUCGGAGAAUCCCACAAGUUUCACUAUCACUGUAACAUCUGACACUGGUGAAGAUGAAGAAACGGUUGAGGCAACAAUUCAAUUUACAUAUGUAGAACAAUAUCCAGAUGAACCUCCAAUUUUCGAAGUCAUUGGGCAAGAGAAUAUUCAAAAGUCUGAUGUUGCAGAUAUAAUAACGCUAUUAAAUGAACAGAUACAAGAAAAUAUUGGGAUGGUAAUGAUAUUCACAUUGGUGACGGCCGUACAGGAAAAAUUAAAUGAAGUUGUGGAUCAAAUAAAGUUCCGCAAAGAAAAAGAAAAAUUAUUAAAAGAAAAAGAAGCUGAAGAAGUUGAAAAGGCAGUUUUCCAUGGUACACCAGUUACGAUUGAGAAUUUUUUGUCAUGGAAAGCAAAAUUUGAUGCAGAGUUGGCUGAAAUCAGAAGAAAACGGCAAAGGGAAGAGGAGCAGGCUGGAAAAGUUAAAUUAACAGGGAAGCAACUGUUUGAAACUGACCAUAACCUUGAUACAUCUGACAUUCAGUUCUUGGAAGAAGGCAACAACGUGGAAGUUGAUGAAUCCCUGUUCCAAGAUAUGGAUGAUUUAGAAUUAGAUGACGAUGAUGAUGAAGAUCCAGAUUAUAAUCCUGAUUUAGGAAGUGAAGAAGACUAAGUCAAUACAAAUUAUUUUGUAAAAAACACCAUUCACAGUGGCAGAAUUUGUAUACAUCAUUGAACAAGGAUGAAGUCACAGCAUCUGUGACUUUUUGUACUGCAACUAGCACGUAGUGGUCAUAAAAUAUGAACUUUUUGUGCCCACCCUCAUGUAUGCUUCCAUAUGUAUUCAAUAAAUUUUUUCCAAAACAAAA
Messenger RNA from Chiloscyllium plagiosum (whitespotted bambooshark), 1034 nucleotides. RefSeq names its product RWD domain containing 1 (gene rwdd1). Gene Ontology annotation, molecular function: protein binding. The record is from RefSeq and is a predicted model, not a curated record. NCBI's taxonomy places the organism in Eukaryota, Metazoa, Chordata, Chondrichthyes, Orectolobiformes, Hemiscylliidae.